Messenger RNA from Argentina anserina (silverweed cinquefoil), 1695 nucleotides. RefSeq names its product protein CANDIDATE G-PROTEIN COUPLED RECEPTOR 7-like. The record is from RefSeq and is a predicted model, not a curated record. NCBI's taxonomy places the organism in Eukaryota, Viridiplantae, Streptophyta, Magnoliopsida, Rosales, Rosaceae. The coding region runs from base 30 to 1352 and encodes 440 amino acids. The transcript has a single exon. Gene Ontology annotation, cellular component: Golgi apparatus; membrane. Gene Ontology annotation, biological process: transport.
UUUCCCCUCCCUCAUUGACCCCCGCGUCGAUGAAGACAAAAAUGACGAAAGUACCCCUCCUCCUCCUCGCCGUCCUCCUCUUCCUCGCCUCCCCCGCCGCGGCGGAGAUCAAGUCCCUGACGAUCUCCGCCGACACACGCCCCAUGAUCCUCUUCGAGAAAUUCGGGUUCACACACACCGGGUGGGUCAACAUCCGCGUCUCCUCCGUCUCGGUGACCUCCAAGGUCGCCGGCGACCCGGACCCGUCCCACCUAGGGUUCUUCCUCCUCUCGGAAGAGUCCCUCCUCCAGGUCCUCGUCGAGAUCCAGCAGAACCCUCACCUCUGCGUCCUCGAGUCCCACUACAUCUCCCGCCUCUUCGACUUCCAGCACCUCUCUCCGCCGCCCUCCUCCUCCUUCAACCAGUCCUACCCCGUCACCGCCCCUAACGAGUACUCCCUCUUCUUCGCCAACUGCGCGCCGGAGACCACCGUCACCAUGGACGUCCGCACCGAGGUCUACAACCUCGACCCCGACGGCUCACGUGACUACCUCUCCGCCGGCCUCACUCACCUCCCCUCCCUCUUCUCCGUCUUCGCCGUCGCCUACCUCGCCUUCCUAGGGUUCUGGAUCUACCUCUGCUACUCCCACCGCCUCUCCACUCACCGGAUCCACAUCCUCAUGGCCGGCCUCCUCCUCAUGAAGGCCUUGAAUCUCAUCUCCGCCGCCGAGGACAAGCACUACGUCAAGGUCACCGGCACCGCUCACGGCUGGGAUGUGCUCUUCUACAUCUUCCAGUUCCUCCGCGUCGUUCUUCUCUUCACCGUGAUCGUGUUAGUCGGGACCGGCUGGUCGUUCCUGAAGCCGUUCCUGCAGGAGAAGGAGAAGAAGGUGUUGAUGAUUGUGAUUCCUCUCCAGGUUUUGGCCAACCUGGCCUCGGUCGUGAUCGGCGAGACCGGGCCGUUCAUCAAGGACUGGGUGACCUGGAACCAGGUGUUCUUGCUGGUUGAUAUAAUCUGCUGCUGCGCUAUCAUUUUCCCUAUCGUGUGGUCGAUUAGGUCUUUAAGGGAGACAUCCAAGACCGACGGCAAGGCGGCCAGGAACUUGGCCAAGUUGACUCUGUUCAGGCAGUUCUACAUUGUGGUUAUCGGUUACUUGUACUUCACCAGGAUCGUGGUCUUUGCGCUUAAGACCAUAGCGGCUUAUAAGUACCAGUGGGUGAGCAAUGCAGCUGAGGAGACUGCCAGUCUCGCGUUUUACAUGGUUAUGUUCUAUAUGUUCAGGCCGGUGGAGAGGAAUGAGUACUUCAUUCUGGAUGAGGAGGAAGAAGAGGCUGCGGAGAUGGCUUUGAGGGAUGAGGAGUUUGAGCUUUGAAUUGGAAAUGCAAUUUGUGCUGCUUCCCCCUCUGUUUUGAGUUCCGCUUAUCGGAUUAUACGGAUAGAGCUGCUGGGUCAGGUCUGCUACUCUACUGUUGCUUCUUCUGUUUACCUUUCAAACUGUAUUGAUAUUUUUCAAGUGACUUGUUAUAAGAGGUUUGAUGCUUUCAGAUACCAUGUCUAGUUUAUAUUUGGUAGGAUUUUCAUCAUUAAAUACCGCUAUUGAAUUUCAAUUCAUAAUUCUGAGAAUGAUUUGUCAUGACUAUGUUAUGUGAUUUAAAUUCUGAUUGUAGCGCUUAUCGUUCACUCAAUGUGAUGUGUAACAGUGUAUGGUUGUAGUU